This is a messenger RNA of Trypanosoma cruzi, 1713 nucleotides long. RefSeq names its product vacuolar protein sorting-associated protein, putative. Gene Ontology annotation, biological process: vesicle-mediated transport; intracellular protein transport. NCBI's taxonomy places the organism in Eukaryota, Euglenozoa, Kinetoplastea, Trypanosomatida, Trypanosomatidae. The coding region runs from base 1 to 1713 and encodes 570 amino acids. The transcript has a single exon. The record is from RefSeq and is a predicted model, not a curated record. Gene Ontology annotation, cellular component: Golgi membrane.
AUGUCGAAUGCCGCCGCUCCUAAUUUUUUUACCAUCGUCUCGGAGUACGUGGAUCACAUGCUCCCUGCAGACAACACGAUGAAGGUCCUUCUUGUAGACGAGGCCACACUCAACGUCAUGUCGAUGGCCUGCUCACAGACGCUGCUCCUCAAAAAAGGGGUGUUUCUCGUCAGUCGCGUCGACGAGCACCGUCAGCGGAAGGUGAUGAAGGGCAUGCGCUGCAUUGUUUUUAUUCGACCGCAGAUGUCAAGUGUGGAGGCUGUCGCUGAAGAACUUCGGGCCGCCAAGUACGAAAGUUACGCCAUCCACUUCAGUAACGCGGCCAGUCCGGAGCUGUUGGACUGCCUCGCCCGGGCGGAUGUGGACAGUCUGGUGACUCGCGUUAGUGAAGUCUUCUGUGACUUUGAGGCUCACAACGCCGACGCAUUUGUUUCUGUAGUUUCACCAAGAGCUUUGCUUCCGGCCUUUCUAAGCGCAGCUGCGGUACAGCGCGUUGCGGAGGGCAUUGCUGCAACCUUUUUAGCGUUGCGUCGGCGACCACAUGUACGUUUCCAUCAGAACAACGCGUUUGCCCGCCGAGUGGCACUAGAGUUGGGGGACAUUCUUAGCAAAAAUGCGGAGCUGUACAACUACAAAAACAAAGACAGUCUGCUGCUUAUUCUCGACCGCAGCAGCGACGUCCUUACACCGCUUCUGACGCCGUGGACGUAUCAGGCCAUGUUGCAUGAAUACAUUGGCAUGCAGCAUAAUCGUCUUCAGUUUUCGGACGCGACUGUGAACGAGGAAUAUGUCUUCUCACAGCAGGACGACCCUUUCUUUGCGGCAAACAUGUUUGCGAACUGGGGUGUUCUCUGCAACAAUGUCAAGACGUAUGUGGACAAGUGCAAGGCAACGCUGAAUAUUGAUCGUUCGACGGCGACAAUGGAUGAGAUCAAGGAAUUUAUGCAGAGACUGCCUCAAACCAAAAGCUUGACAGGCUCGGUAACGAAGCAUGCCACGGUGGUGUCGCAUCUCUCCUCCAUUAUCAAACAACGAGGACUACUGGAUGUUUCACUUCUAGAGCAGGACAUGGUUGCAUCUUCCAAUGCAAGUGACCACUGGAACCGUCUCCAGUCCUUUGCGGCCAAACGGCAUAGUGGCGGUGUGGAGGCCACGGACCUUUUCCGUCUCUGCCUCAUCUACCACCUGCGAUACGAAAAGCCCGGUCAGAACUCACGGGUAUCCACGCUCUUAGAAGAAAUCGAUCCACAAAAGGCGAGUUGCCUGCGAAAACUCGACCAGUACUCUGGGGAGCGUUCCACAGACGAGUUGUUUGGCGCAACCGGCGUUAUGGCGUCUAUCGUAAAGACUUUUGUAGAUGUGGGGAACAUUUAUACGCAGCAUGAACCCGUGUUGAAGCGAACCCUGUUGCAGCUCUUCAGUGGUCGACUUCCUAUUGAUCAGUAUCCGUACCUUACGCCACCUCCCACGUCCGCUGCGAACAGUUCCCAGACGCAACAGCAGUUCAGCUUCAGACCAAAAGAAGUUGCUGCAUUUAUAUGUGGUGGAUUCACUUACGAAGAAGCCGCCUUGGUGAAUGCAAUCAAUGCGGGGACGGCGUUUACCGGCUCCGUUGCCAACAACCUUCACCAAGGGGGAGUGCGUGCCUCCAUUGGUGGAACUGCCGUGCUGAACAGUGAGAUGUUUCUCAACAUGUUAUCCACCCACCCAUGA